This is a messenger RNA of Argiope bruennichi, 2205 nucleotides long. RefSeq names its product Na(+)/citrate cotransporter-like. Lineage: Eukaryota; Metazoa; Arthropoda; Arachnida; Araneae; Araneidae. Gene Ontology annotation, cellular component: membrane. The coding region runs from base 117 to 1805 and encodes 562 amino acids. Gene Ontology annotation, biological process: citrate transport; monoatomic anion transmembrane transport. The transcript has 14 exons. The record is from RefSeq and is a predicted model, not a curated record. Gene Ontology annotation, molecular function: citrate transmembrane transporter activity; succinate transmembrane transporter activity.
ACAUUUUUUGGACUCUUGAAAAUACCUUAACAGAUUUUUUACAGCAAGGAAAAUACUUUAUUUGGAUAUAUUUGCGGACUGAAAUUUCUGUAAUUCUUGAGCAUAUCUAAACGAAAAUGAAGUGGAAAAAUUUCUUUUACAUUGUGUGUUUGCUUUUGCCAUUUGUGUUGCUUCCAUUGGCACUGUCUUCGCACAAAGAAUCUCAAUGUGCAUAUGUAGUGAUAAUUGUUGUUAGUUACUGGUUAUUAGAGCCAGCUCAUAUGUAUGCAGUUUCAAUACUUCCUGUGGCUCUUUUCCCAUUGUUGGGAAUAAUCAGCUCGACAGAUGUUGCCAAGAAUUACAUGAAGGAAGGCAUUAUGGUAGUUAUUGGUGGAAUGGUGGCCGCCAUUGCUGUAGAGAAUUGCAAAUUGCACGAAAGAAUUGCUCUCAAAAUUCUGCUUCUGGUUGGAACAGAGAUUAAGUGGCUUCUUUUAGGUUUCAUGCUUACAACGAUGCUCAUGUCUAUGUGGAUGACGAACACUGCCACGACAGCUAUGAUGAUUCCCAUUGUAGAUGCCUUGGUUGAAGAAAUUAGUUCAAAUACGAAAGAAAUAUAUCUUGAUGAAAAUAAUUUCGAGACAAACAAUAAACUGCUUUGCGAUACCGAAAUGAAUGGCAAGACGAACAAUAGAACUAAAGAUCAAAAUGAUAAAGUUGCUGUCUUGAAAAAAACAUUGCUCCUUGGUGUUUGCUAUGCUGCCAAUAUUGGAGGUACUGGAACAAUAAUAGGAACUCCUUCAAACGUAGCGCUGGUGGCAUUACUUCAAACACUUUAUCCAGGUACCAAUGAAAUCACGUUUGCUUCUUGGAUGAUGUACAGUAUACCUGGAGUACUUCUAUGCAUCACCUUUGGUUGGCUCUAUCUAUGGCUGAUAAACAUCUACUUCUCAAAGCUGAAGCAGAAUGAUGAAUCUAAAGAAGAAAUUUAUGGAAUAAUUUCGAAAAGAUAUAAGCGAUUGGGUUCUAUAUCAUUUCAUGAGGCCUCAGUAAUGGUUUUAUUUGGCCUUCUGAUUUUAUUAUGGAUUUUCAGAGACCCAGAAUUCAUACCUGGUUGGGCUACUGUCUUUUUUCCCAAAUCAAAGGUCGGUGAUUCAACUGUAGCCGUGGCUAUUGCUUUUUUAAUGUUCUUCUUACCAUCCAAUAUUCGAGAUUUGAGUAGCCCACCCAUUCUGGAAUGGAAAACAGCCCAUGCAAAAUUCCCUUGGGGAGUUCUCUUUCUUAUAGGAGCUGCUUCCUCAUUGGCCCAAGGAAUACAGGUGUCUGGACUUUCUGACCUUCUCGGAUCAAAGCUAUCGGCAUUGCGCGUGCUGUCACCAGGAUUGAUUGUCACUGUCACUUGCUUCAGCACUGCUAUGAUCACAGAGAUUAUUUCGAAUUUCGCUGCAACUGUGAUUUUGUUGCCAAUUUUGAGUGAAAUAGCGCUAACAAUAGGUGUAAAUCCUCUCUAUUUGAUGCUACCCUGUGCUAUUGUGUGUUCAUACGCUUUUAUGUUGCCCAUUUCCACUGUCCCAAAUGCAUUCGUUUUUGACAGCGGUAACAUGAAAUUAAUGGACAUGCUGAAACCGGGAAUCGUCAUGAACGUGGCGUGUUGCUGCAUUCAACUGUUCACUCUUCAUACUCUGGGAGUAGCACUUUUUGAUUUGAACAAAUUUCCAAGCUGGGCUCAACACAAAGGGAUAACAAAUACAAUGACCAUAAAUGUUACUGAUUUUGGAAGCAUGCCAGCUAAUACAACCCAAAUUCUAAAUAAUACUUUAAUUUUAUGAAUUGAAAUUAAUGUACAUUAAUGGCAUCAUAUAUUUCAUACAUAAUGUAAUUAAUGUUACAUCAUAUAUUUCUUAAAAGUUUUUUUUUUUUUAAUUUGAGCUAAUUUCUUUAAAUACAUAAUUUAGAAGAAAGUAAAAGCCUAUACCAGACUAUUUAUUAUUAGUUAUCAUUAAGGAAAUUAAUUAUUCUGAUCAUUAAUGAACAAAUAUUCUGGAAUUUUCAAGUCCCCACUUAAACUUUACAGAAGCAAUAUUGUUUGUAAAAAUAAUAUUAUAUUAUUAGGUAAUAUUUGAAAUUUUAAGGUAAUUUCAGAAAUUAAUGUAUAUCCUAUAAUUUUUACCCUUUAUUUACUGAAUUUCUUAAUUUUUUUAAUUGGCUUUUUUAAAUACUUAAUUUAGA